Messenger RNA from Cercocebus atys (sooty mangabey), 5373 nucleotides. RefSeq lists its product as uncharacterized. NCBI's taxonomy places the organism in Eukaryota, Metazoa, Chordata, Mammalia, Primates, Cercopithecidae. The record is from RefSeq and is a predicted model, not a curated record.
UGCCUCAGCCUCCCAAGGUGCUGUGAUUACAGGUGUGAGUCACUGCGCCCAGCCUCUGCCUGUAGUUUAAUUAGUGCCUAUGUUUUAUUAGGUGGCAAGUGUUGAAUUACAGUUUUGAUUAAAACCCUUCUAUUUUAGAGUUGGAGCAAUAGACACAGGUUUACAUGUUAUUUAUCUAAAAAUUUCUGUACAUGCUUUUCUUCUAAACAUACAUUUCAUUGUUAAAUUGGGCAUUAGAAGCAUGAUACAUUUCUUAAAGAGUUAACUAUACAGGCAAACGCUAUUAAUGUUUAACAAGGCAUCUGUUUUUCUUCUUGUCCGUGCUCUUCCCCACAAAAGCAGAGAGGGGAAGCUGAGUAUGGCUUGAGGGCACAGGGCGCGGGGUACAGCAUCUCCGCUUUACUUAAAAAUGAGCGGUGGGUGGAGGAUUCAGGCACAGAGAGUGUGCAGGGCACAUACAGGAUCCUACUGUGCAGAUGCAGGAUCCACAGUGGGGACAGGAUGAAUCGAACUGUAGAGCUUGUUUGAUGCAGAGAUUCUUCUAGGCAGAAAUGCGAAAGCUUCAGGUGUUAAGUUUCACUGCUGUUACUAACACUGGAUAUUAACAAUUUAAAACACCUUUGACAUAUUUUCACUUGUAUUUCAUGUCUUUUGGUUAAGAGUUGAGCUGUUGAGCCUAGUUUUAUUGUUGACUGGCUUUUUGCUGAAAAGCUAACAGGUUGAAUGGUUUGUUAAAUCUAGAAUCUUCGAGGUAGGCCCACACUAUCACAUUAAACUCACAAGUGUGGAUCACAAGUGAAGGAGUAUUGCACAGAAUUUUUUUCCUUUCCUUAUAAAAUGCAUUAGUCUACGCAAAGAGAGACUACUUUAGGGGGGAAAAAUCAUAUAUUUAAAAUAUAUUAACACUACCCUAUAUUUAUAUAUUUUGGUUUCUGUUUUGUCUAAGAGUUCAUUGUCCAAGUCGGUGGACAGCUGAAUCUCAUUUUUCUGACUCACUUCUGCGAUUCUUACCUUCAGAGCUGCUUGGAUUAUUUAGCAGUGGUUCUCUCCUUUUCUUUCCGGUUUUAAAUUAGCAGUUCUGUUUCACUGAUCGGUCAUUUGUCAAGCAAAUACUCAUUGAGUUUCUAUUAAUACCAUUAAACCAGGCCUUUGUGUUACUUAGUUAUUGAGAAAAUGAUUUCGUCUGGGUUAAUGAGCUAAAAGGGCAUGGGAGACAGUGAGCCACCAGGAGACGGGACACGGUGAGCCACCAGGAGACGGGACAUGGUGAGCCACCAGGAGACGGGAGACGGUGAGCCACCAGGAGAGUGGGUGCUCCUGAGCUUCACUAGCUGUGCUGCUUCCAGCUGAUAAUGAGUUUUUGUUUGAGAAACUAAGCCCUCUGGACGGGGCCUCACAGCAGAAUGGGCAUGCAAGCUCAGCUGUUCCCCCCUGCUUGGCUUUUAAUUGGUGCUGGGUGAGGCACGUGCAGGGGGCGGGUGAGGGGCAGGGAAAGAUCCUUAAAAUACUUGAGAAAAGGGCCUUUCCUGCAACUUGGUUAAGAAACCGUUGCAAUCACAAUAAUAUUGGACUGAAAGAGGUUGGUCUUCAUGGAAUUUUAGUAACCCAGAGUUUAAGACAGGAGUGAAAUUUCUUGUCUAGUUCUAAUUUGCAAACUGGAAAAGUGAGUCUGGGCAGAAAUUGGGUUUCCAGUGCCUGUCGGUGACCUCAGCCAUCAACCGCCGUGGAACCACAGGCUGCCUGGAGAGUCAAACCCUGACUGUAUUGGACUCAAAAAAUAAAUAUCAGUAACAAAUGCAGACUUAGAAAGUGUGACCCAAUGCUUUCACACUCCUCUGUACUUUUCUUUUCAUCAAUUAGUGGUUUUCAAAGUGGAUAGCAAUAUGAAUAUUUCUCUUUUUCAGUGAUACGGUUUUUCUCGUCACCAGAAAGCUAUCCUAUACCUUGUACUUGGCUCACGUGCCCUCAUGGCCGCACGUGGGGGGCAUCAUUGUGGCACCUGGUGGGGUGGCAGGUGCCUCCUCCUGAGGCAGCAACCCCAAAAGGUAAGCACGGUUCUGCCCAUGCCCCCAUUUCCAGCAGGCCGUGUCAGCGGUAGGACCAUGGAUACCAACUGGCGAGGGGGAGCGCCAGGAGACAGAGAAGACGGCUGCCCGCUGGGGCUUCUAGUCUCCCUUCCAGGAAGGAUUUGAAGUAGCUGACACAAUUAAACACGACAGAAAAGAGGACUUAAAAAAAAAAAAAAGCCGAGAAAAAUUUUAGCAGACGUCUGGGAUAGAUUUAGCUGUGCAUUUUCUGGCAGUGAAGGUAAAAAAGGAAAUCUCCAUCUGGGUCUAAUAAAAGGCACUCCAUAGAUACACUGGGGAAAAGAAACUUUUUCAUUCAAGGGAGAAUUAAUUAUAGAAGGACGCUGGGAAAUCUAAAUACCAUAAACGGGUUUUGCUGACAUUUCAAGAAUGUUCAGAUUGAGUUUUUUUUUUUCCGUUAAAUAAAAAGUUGAUUUCUUUGAGUGCCCCGAAAGCCUGGCAUUGCAUGGCAGCCCAGCAAGGCAGCCUUCGGCGCGACUGAUGGAGGCUGUUUCCGAUUGCCUGAGCUCACACAAGCACAGGAAUUACAGAACCCACAACAGUGAUUUCUGUGGGUUUGUCAACAGAACUUCUUCUCAAAGCAUUUUAUUUGUAUAAAUUUAUAAAUUCCAAGAGUUUAUUUAAUAUGAAUUCAGUGAAAAAGUAAGACUUUAGUGAACACAAAAUCUGAAGCGAGAGGUUAUGAUGCUUGCUGGAGUCGAUCUGUUCAUUUCCAGGCUCCGUUUUGGUUGCAUUGUGUAGAAGAAACCUUCACUCACGCAGAUAAGAAGUCCUAAGUGGUCACAGGGCUUAGAACCCUGCACCGUGCAACCUCAAAUAGCUCCAGAACCUUGACAGAGUCGUUACGGAGUUGAACUCACCAGCCAUUGCGUGAUUCAUCUAACAUCGCUUACAUUUCCAACGUAAAGUUAAGCAGCGCACCAAACCUUUCGGCAGUCGCAAAGUGAGACUCAGCACUAAGGAGCCCCUGAGUUUUCCGAGGUGCAGCCGUGAGCCCAACGGUCCGUGUGCUCCUCCAUGCCUCUGUGUGCAUGCUGUGGUGCCAGGCCACCUCCCGCUCCUCCAUCAGCGCAUGCCCAGAGCCUGUGCAGGGCCUCCAUGUGUGCGUGGGCAUGCCCAGAGCAGGUGCAGGGCCUCCUCCCGCGCCUUUGUGUGCGCGUGCCCAGAGCAGGUGCAGAGCCCCUUUGACCUUGCUUAAGGGGCGCACUGGUGUGGACCAUGGUGUCAGGAUGCGGGUUGUGAGGGGCAGCAUGGACAGAGGGUGAGAACUCGAGCCCUAAUCCAACCACAGUGUUUGAACUUGACCGUAUCACUUAGCACAUGUUUUAUCUUUGGUACGUUAUCUGUUUUUUCUUAGCUUCAGUUUGCUUGUCUCUAAAACGGGGAUUAUAUGGCACCUUCAUGGGAGUUGCAUGAUAAUCAAUAAGAAACCCCUGUAGAGCUGCUAAAUAGUGCCUGACACAUAGGAACACACACACACACACACACACACACACACACAACUCAGCUAACUUUAUAGGAAAAGGUGUUAUCACUGUGUUUUCUGGGGUGGCCUGGAGCUUUCCUUCUGCGGUAGCAUCUCAGCAACAAAGCAUUAUCUUACAUGUGCUUCACGUUCUAGAAUAUGAGGGGUCUGAGCCACUGAUGCUGUUCAGCCAGGAGCACCGCGCAGGUGAAAGAGAAGAGAGCUGCUGAUGAGAAGUCCUGAUCUUUCUUCUCCCAGUUAAAUUAAAAUGUGUGUUGUUUCCAGCGUGCCAGAAGUAUAUUUACAAUAUAAUUGUGCAGGUUUUCUAUAUUGAGUAUGUUUUGGAAAUCUGUCCCCUAGUGGCAUGCAUCUAAGGCACUGUCCAUUUUAGGCAGAGAUGACAGUAAACAAAUAUAUUACUAAACUUACAUUAAGACUAAAAAUUAAACUAGAUUAAAAUUAAAAACUUUUGUGCUUCAAAGGACACCGUUAUGAAAUUGAAAAGAAAAUCCACAGGACGGGAGAGAGGAUUGGCAGAGCACAGAUCUGGUCAGGUAUUUGUAUCCAGGGCAGCAUUGGAAGGCUGUGGAGCUGUUGGAACCCAUAUGUGCCUCUGGUGGGAGCGUUCAAAACCAUUUCAGAAAACUGUUUGGCAGUUUGCAGUAAAUAUAUGCUCCCGGAAACAACCCAAAUGUCUGUCAACAGUAGAAAAAGCAAAAAUAAAUCGUGAAAUGUUCACAUUAAAUAAAAUGAACAAACAACAUGGGUGACUUUUGACAGCCUAAACAAGGAAAAGAAGCCAGAUAGAAAGAGUGUAUUACAAGAUUCAUUGAUGCGAGGUUCAAAGCUGGGCACGCCUGGAGGAUGGAGGCAGAGGUCAAAGUGAAUGAGACCUUGGCAGGUGGGAGGGCCUGCAGUCACAGAAGGGGCUUCUCAGAUGCUGAUGAUGUUGUAUUUCUUGGUCCUGAUGACACUGGUUACCCAGGCGAAGGCUGAGCCACACACCCAGGGCAGGUUAGGCACUUUGUGAGCAAGUUAUCCUUCGGUGAAAUGUUCAUUAAAACAGAUCAUGAGUCAUGUAGUGUUAAAUAUUACAGAUAAAUAUUUGUAAUAUAUUUAUUACAGGAGGGAUGGGCUUCCGGGGGGGGUUGGCAAGGGCCAGCCAUGCUGAGCUGUCGUGGGCAUAAAGACCUGAAGGAGAGGAGGAAAGGGGCUGGGCUGAGGAACGGCACGGGCAGAGGCCUCAAAACAGGACUCAGCUUGGCUGUGUCUGAGGAGCCGUGAGACAGGGAGGUCACCGAGGGCCUCGUCUAAUUUCUCCUUUCAUCUGAGUGGAUGGAAACCUUGGAGGGUUUUGGGAAGAGCACGAAAUGAGCGGGCUGUAAGGUUACAUGGUCACUCUGGUUUGUAUUGAGAGUAACUGCAGCAGGCUCAGCAGGGGGCUCGGGUGGAAGCCGCUCUGUGUCUUGGAUUAACAAACACAGGUUUGCUGCCCAUGCUACAGCGGUCAGCCUGUUGUGCCUCCAUAACUGGCCUCGCUGCUUUUUCAUGGUGCAGGGAAAUGCUGCUUCCGGAAGCCCAUUCAUAGUCUCCUUUGUAGCCUGAAAUUGACCCUGGAACAGUUCACAGGCCCUCUCCCUCAGCCCUUUUACUUUUUUCUGAACCCAAGCUGUGGUCUGAAACCCUCAAUCCUCCCAUAUCUUUUCAGCGCCAGCUUCCCAAAGCUCUGUGCCUUGGGAUAAAGUAACUACAACUUGUGCCGGGCGCGGUGGCUCACGCCUGUGAUCCCAGCACUUUGGGAGGCUGAGGCAGGUGAAUCAU